This is a messenger RNA of Gallus gallus (chicken), 2535 nucleotides long. RefSeq names its product crystallin mu (gene CRYM). Gene Ontology annotation, biological process: thyroid hormone metabolic process. The record is from RefSeq and is a predicted model, not a curated record. Gene Ontology annotation, molecular function: thyroid hormone binding. NCBI's taxonomy places the organism in Eukaryota, Metazoa, Chordata, Aves, Galliformes, Phasianidae. Bases 6 to 1151 code for a protein of 381 amino acids. The transcript has 8 exons. Gene Ontology annotation, cellular component: cytoplasm.
ACGAGAUGGCCGACCGCAGGGAGGACUCUGCCUUCCCAGCGCACCCCGCGCCGCGCGACGCUCUACCACUGCAGCGCCGGGACUCUACUGCUCCGGGCGGGGCGGGGCGGGGCGGGGCGGGGCGGGGCGGCCAGGCGGUAUUUAGGGGCGGCGCGGGGCGGUCGCACGGCGUUGUGUGUGGCGGUUCGUCUGUUUGUCCGUUCGCCAUGAGUUCGGAGCCGCCCGUCUUUAUCAGCGCCGCGGAGGUGGAGCGGCUGCUGCCCCGUGCCAGCCUGCUGCUGCCGGGCCUGGAGGCCGCGCUGUGCAACUUCUCGGCGGGCGCGGCGGGCGGUGUGGAGCAGCCGUUGCGAGCCGUGGUGCCCGUGCGGCCACAUGGGGGGUUCCUGGGGGUGAUGCCCGCAUACAGCGCCGCGGACGACGCGCUGACCACCAAACUGGUGACGUUCUAUGAGCACCGCGGAGACUCCGCCGCGCCGUCCCAUCGGGCCACCGUUCUGCUCUUCGACCCCCGCUGCGGCUCUCUGCGAGCGGUCCUGGACGGCACCGUCAUCACGGCAAAGCGCACGGCGGCGGUUUCUGCCAUAGCCACCAAGCUGUUGAUGCCGAGAUCUGCAGAAGUGCUGUGUAUUUUGGGAGCUGGUGUCCAAGCACGCAGCCACUACGAGAUCUUCACGGAGCUGUUCCCAUUUACGGAGGUCCGGCUGUGGAGUCGCACCGAGCAGCACGCGCUGAGGCUGGCGAGCUCCGUGGGCGGCGCGGUGCGGGUCUGCGGCACGGCCCGGGAGGCGGUGGUCGGGGCCGAUGUGAUCGUAACGGUCACUAUGGCGACGACGCCGAUUCUGUUUGGAGAAUGGGUGAAGCCGGGAGCCCACGUCAACGCGGUCGGAGCAAGCAGGCCGGACUGGAGGGAGCUGGAUGAUGUGCUGAUGAAGAGCUCCGUUCUGGUUGUGGAUUCCAGAGAGGCAGCGCUGGCGGAGUCAGGAGACGUCAUCUUGUCCGGGGCAGAGAUUUUUGCUGAGCUGGGGGAGGUGCUGAAGGGUACAAAACCAGCACUGCCUGAGAAAACCACGGUCUUCAAGUCUCUGGGGAUGGCGGUGGAAGAUACCAUAGCUGCAAAGUUUGUGUACGAUGCGUGGUCAGCUGGAAACUGAAGAGAGAGCUCUGCAAUGCCUGCGAGGCCGUGAAGUACCAGCAGAUCACUUUACUUGGUUCCCUUGCAUUUCUGGUUAACAAGAUGGGCAGCAAUCCCACCUGAACACAGCUUUCAAGAAUGAAAACUAAUGCUUCAAUGGGACUUCCUGCUAUUUUCUAUAGCUGUUAGGUACCUGCAGCACUGCUAGCAAACGUCUCCCACGCAGUGGUGUGGAUAGAUGUCGGCACUUACACUAACAGGGUGUUCUUACAUGCUUUGCUAUGCCCUCCCUAAUUACUGACGGUGUGCCAGUCCAGGGGUAGAUCUCAUGCUUUUAGUGGGUUUGUUCCCACUGGGAUAGCAGGCAGUUUGGAGACGACUUCCAGAUGUGGAGCUGUGAUGGUUGCAGUGCAGUCCUGGCUGUGAGCAGCUCCAUAGCCCCUCUGGGGAGCACAGCUGCUCUGUAGCGCUGGGAUCAGCCCCCAGCAGUCCCCCAUUUCCUGCCCCACGUGCCACUGGUUUUCAUUUAGGAGUGCAUUCCCCAGUAGGACCUGCAUACAAAGCUGUGCCUUCCCUGCAGGUAGGCUUUGUCAUAGGAGACCUGACUCAGACAGAUUGAAACUGUUCUGAAUCCCUCCUUUGCUGCUAUCCUGCCUGUGGUUUUGCCUUCUUCCUGUUGGAGGGACUCACCCAAAAUGUCAGUGCUGAAAAUGUGCUUUGAUUUUGUGUUUCCUUAUGUUAGUUGGGAUAUUUCCUUACUCACCUACGGUGUCUACAAGCUGUUCUCAAAGCAUCUUGGUGGCUGGAUCAGCACCAGCUGAUUUUGGCCAGUAGAACCUGGAGUGCACAGGGAAAUGGAUUCCACCUGGCUGCGCUGUGUGUUGGUAAUAGUUCUUAUCCCAGCGGGUCUGUACUGGAGCAGGAAUGUCUGUGGUCCUCCCUUGGCAGCAGAGCCAGGAACGCUCUGCAGAAGGAGGGGUUCCCAUUCUGUGCUGUUACAUGAUGGCUGCACAGUGGGUUGGGCAGUGGCUGAGAACAGCUGUGGCUGCACGUGCAACCCCUGCAUCACACUGCAGCCGUGCAUGGGAGCCUCACUGCUGCUGCUGUGCACCCUCCCGUGGGCCAGUCUGCCUGCCUGCGCCUGGGGAGGAGCAGGUGGGGGUCAGAGGGCUCAGGGUGGGAGGGGAGGGAAGCUGUGAAGGCUCUGAAACCAUCAGGCUUCCCACUGCCCGGAGGGGAGCUGGGCUACUCAGCACAAUGGGGUCAUUUGGAUGUCUUCUCCAGGUCUUCGUAGGGCAAAGAACAGCCUAACUGCUCUGCUUCCUUCUCUUACCAAUUAAGAGUCGCAAGAUUUGUUGUAACUCUCAUCUAUGUUAAAAUUAAAUAGCUCCUGUCUGAUGCUA